GACUUGGACUGGUUUGGUCGGUCUAGGUUUGAUGAAUUUUUCCUAUUGUUUGGUUGGAUCACAGUGCGAAAACAAUCGGAAGUGAUAAUUUGCUAGAUAUUGAAUAUUUUGCUGGAUAUUGAAUAUUGAAUAUUUUUUUGGAGAUGCCUGUGAUUUGUGGUCCGAAGUGCUCAGCUUGCUGUGCUGUUCUCAGUGGAUGGGGCAUCAUUAUGCUGGCACUUCUUGGAGUAUUUUUCUACAUAAGAUCACCGAUUUUGUCAGAAGAUUUGCCAAUUAAUGAAAAAGAUUGGGAAAAUCGAAAUUUUUCUUAUGGCUACAUAAAAGAUUUGUAUGAACAAAACGCUUUCAAUUGUUGGAUAGCUGCUGGAUUGUAUGCAGUCACAUUUAUAAUAUCAGUCAUCAUGAUAAAGGUUAAUCAGAAACGAAAUUAUGCAUCCACUUAAGUGGAAGUUGACACCUUGUAACAUGUACACAUUUCAACAAUACUUCAUUCUUCUGCAAAACGUUUAUUUAUAUUUAGUAAAUGUUUAUUUAUUACCCAAAAAUCAACUGAAACUAUCUGACUAACAUGAUUUUUCAUAACAUUAUUUGCACAUUGUUCUUAUCCCACCAUUCCGCUAGACGCUCAUGACUAUUGAAGGUCUAACGAGAAUGCACUGUUUACUUGUUUUAUUUAUUCGAUUAUGUGAAAAAACUUAAUGCUGUUUAUUUAUUUAUUUAUUUGAUUUUCAGAUUUUUAUUAUGCAAAUACCUGUCAAAUUU
Messenger RNA from Helobdella robusta, 762 nucleotides. RefSeq lists its product as hypothetical. The record is from RefSeq and is a predicted model, not a curated record. Gene Ontology annotation, molecular function: RNA endonuclease activity. Lineage: Eukaryota; Metazoa; Annelida; Clitellata; Rhynchobdellida; Glossiphoniidae. Bases 144 to 443 code for a protein of 99 amino acids. The transcript is spliced from 2 exons.